Molecule: messenger RNA, 4114 nt
Organism: Camelina sativa (false flax)
Lineage: Eukaryota; Viridiplantae; Streptophyta; Magnoliopsida; Brassicales; Brassicaceae
Product: RAF-like serine/threonine-protein kinase 24
Biological process (GO): signal transduction; protein phosphorylation
Cellular component (GO): cytoplasm
Molecular function (GO): protein binding; ATP binding; protein kinase activity
Source: RefSeq, a predicted model, not a curated record
GUAUUUUUAUAAUCUUUUUAAAUUUUGUCCAUCGUCGUCUCGUCAUCGUCAUCAUCAAAAUCAAAACCAAGAAAGAAACCUCUGUCGUCGCCGCUCUUUCUCUAUUAUUCCCUUCCCCCCACCCCAUCUAAAUCGAAAUCUCUCUUUUACUUUCCCACAAAAUUACCACUCUUAAAAUCUUUUCUGGGUUUUCUCAUUAUUAUUUCCCGAUUCAGAUUUCGUCCCAUUCAUACCCAAUAAAAAUAAUCGGGAGGUUCCUAACGUGAUUUUGUUAUAAAUUACGCAUUUUUAAAUCGUGGGUUUCUGAAAAUUCGUCUUUUUUCUCCGAGAUUUUAGAUAGAAGUGCUGAUGCUUUGUGAGGAUUCGUCCGCAAACCUUGUAAAUGGAGAACUGUUAUUUUCAGCGAACCACUUCCAAGUUCUUUUGUCAUCGUGGUUUUGAGAUUUGGUACUAUACGGAUUUCAAUUCCCUGUUGCAAUAAGCGAGCUUCGUGAUUCAAGAACAGAACAAGAUUAAUAAUUAUAGUGAUCAGAUUUGGAAGAGGAGGUUCGCUGAUAUGGAUUCAGGUUCUGUGAACUCAUCUUCUGUCACUAGUCCAGUCUCUAGCUUGAACGAUGAGCCACAUCGUGUUAAGUUCCUGUGUAGCUUCUUAGGAAGUAUAUUGCCUCGUCCUCAGGACGGGAAACUGAGAUAUGUAGGUGGAGAGACGAGGAUCGUCAGUGUGAAUAGAGAUAUUAGGUAUGAGGAGUUGAUGAUCAAGAUGAGAGAGCUUUAUGAUGGUGCAGCUGUGUUGAAAUACCAGCAGCCUGAUGAAGAUCUCGAUGCUUUGGUCUCGGUGGUGAACGAUGAUGAUGUUACGAAUAUGAUGGAGGAGUAUGAUAAGUUAGGUUCGGGAGAUGGGUUCACUAGGCUUAGGAUCUUUCUGUUUUCUUCUCCUGAGCAGGAUGGUUCUUCCCAUUAUGUGGAACGUGAUGAUCAGAGGGAAUCUGAGAGGAGAUAUGUUGAUGCUCUUAAUAAUUUGAUGGAAGGGACAGACUUUAGGAAGCUGCAGCAACAUCCUGAUUCGCCUCGUUACGAUCGUAUGGAUGAAUUUUCGAUGAUGGAACCGAUGUUGAACCAGCUGAGUAUUGAGACUGGCGGUGGUAGCCAGAGGGGCAACGAGAUACCUAUUGCGCAGUAUAGUAAUCUUCAUCAGCUUAGGAUUCCUCGUGUGGGUUCAGGGCAGAUGCUUGCACCGAGGUAUGGUGAAGUAGAAGGUACAUGGAGUCCUUACUAUUCUCCUCGGCACCAUGGACAUCAUGAUCCCAGAACUUUCCAGGAGUUUCCAUCUUCGCCUUCUUCUGCUCGUUAUCGAAUGCCAUAUGGGGAAAUUCCUGAUACGGGGUUUGAUAGAAUGCCUGAAGAGUAUGUGAGGCCUUCACAAGCAAGUUAUCAUCCUUUAUAUGAGCACCAGCCUCAAAUUCCUGACAGUGUGGUGUGGGUACCAGCUGGAGCAAUGCCACCUGAGAGUAAAGGAGGUUUUCCUGGGAAUGUUCUUCACGGUGGUCAAGGUGGCUAUGAAGGUGGUAAUGUAUGCGAGAACUGUCGUGUACCGUAUCAUAGGAACCAUCAGCUUUUGGAGCAGCCUAAUAUAGGCAACAACGGAUUUCCACCGGCUCAUUGUGCACAGUGUCCACCAAACAGGGAAAGUUUCCUGCUUAACACAGAUCAAAAACCUACUCAUCACGGAGCUUAUCCAAAUGAGACUUUCGGACAUGAAAGAGGAUGGAUGGUUCAACAGCAGGUGAAUCCUAAUACUCCAAGGUUUGAGGAAGGAAGGCCACAUAUUUCUAAUGUUGGAAGACCAAACGAUCAUUACACUCCUGAUGGUCCUGGGAUGAAUUAUCCUCUUGAUAAACCACUUGGUGGCAUUCACCUGAAUACGGCCAACCCUUCUGCUGAGGAACGUGGGUUUCAUUAUGGGAAUAAUCUCUAUCCUCCAGGACCUGAAAGUAUCCACUCAGCAGGUCAUAGCCAUAUGCACCCUCAGCAAAAUAUUUGGCAGAACGUUUCAAAUCCUAUAGCUGGCCCUCCAAGCUUGCCCAUGCAAGUCAAUGGCACAGUCAAUCAGACUGUUAUCAGGAAUUCAAUAGAAAAUACUCCUAGGUUUUCUAUUGGAGUGGAGAGUCAAAAUGUUGUAGUUAGUUCUCCGCAAAGGAUUUCUGGCUUUGAUGGAAUGUCCUCCCCUGGCCAGCCUUACCACCCUAAUCCCCAUUUGCAAGAUAGAGUCUUCCCUUUAGACCCAAACUGGGUGCCAUCUGAGAACCCGACUGUACGUAACGAAUAUCUACAAGUGCGUGAGCAUUUGUCUGGGACAUUAUUACAGACAAACCUCAAUACUGCACCAGUUGGGCAGACACCAGUUAUGCCGACACCUGAGUGUGUUGAAGUUGUGAGGCCGGUGGAAAGCAAGUUUGCUGAGGGAGGUGAACAAUUUAACUAUGUUAAUAGUUGUGUUUCAAACGGUGUUCCCUCUCUAGAUAAGCCUCAACUCUUAGCUGAAGGAAAGAAAGAUAUGGGGAAUCUGGAACAAGUUAGUCCUUCUGCUACUACUCCUGAAGGGGCAGAGCUAUCAGUUGAGCGUUUGAGUUUCUUGCCUGAGUUAAUUGAAUCUGUGAAGAAGGCGGCACUUGAAGGAGCUGCUGAGGUUAAAGCUCAUCCAGAAGAAGCCAAAGAUCAAGUGAUGCCGGAGUUGGUGGAAAACGAACCAGAGCAUAUGAAUGCUCAAGACGAACCUGAGAUAGAUUCUGAUAGCGAUAACUCAAACAAUUUCAAGAUUGAACAAACAAAGGCUGAGGCUGAAGCUCGAUCCAGGGGACUACAGAGUAUAAGAAACGAUGAUCUGGAGGAGAUUCGAGAGUUAGGCCAUGGAACAUAUGGAUCUGUUUACCAUGGAAAAUGGAAAGGCUCAGAUGUUGCAAUAAAGAGAAUAAAAGCCAGCUGCUUUGCAGGCAAACCUUCUGAAAGAGAACGUUUGAUAGAAGAUUUUUGGAAAGAAGCCCUGUUAUUGAGCUCAUUGCAUCACCCAAACGUGGUGUCGUUCUACGGGAUAGUUCGUGAUGGUCCUGAUGGUUCUCUAGCAACUGUGGCGGAGUUCAUGGUUAACGGAUCUUUGAAACAGUUCUUGCAGAAGAAGGAUAGAACUAUUGAUCGUCGUAAAAGACUCAUCAUAGCCAUGGAUACUGCAUUUGGGAUGGAGUAUCUGCACGGAAAGAACAUAGUUCAUUUCGAUUUGAAGUGUGAGAAUCUUCUUGUGAACAUGAGAGAUCCUCAGCGUCCUAUAUGCAAGAUUGGUGAUUUGGGGUUAUCGAAGGUGAAACAGAAGACUCUAGUAUCAGGAGGUGUUCGUGGGACUUUGCCAUGGAUGGCACCUGAGCUAUUGAGUGGGAAAAGCAACAUGGUCUCUGAAAAGAUCGAUGUUUACUCGUUUGGGAUUGUAAUGUGGGAAUUGCUCACUGGUGAAGAACCUUACGCAGACAUGCACUGUGCUUCCAUAAUUGGAGGUAUAGUGAAUAACGCAUUGCGCCCUAAAAUCCCACAGUGGUGUGAUCCAGAGUGGAAGGGAUUGAUGGAAAGUUGCUGGGGGUCUGAGCCAACAGAGAGACCAUCCUUUGCUGAAAUAUCACAGAAGCUCAGGAACAUGGCUGCUGCUAUGAAUUUGAAAUAAAUAAAUACUUACAUAAAACUAGAAAAAGAAGAAUAAAGAUGAUGAUGAUGAAGAAGAAGAAGAAGAAGAAGAUGGUGAUGGUGCCAUGGUUCUUGAAGAUUUAAAGGCUUCUAUUUACUUUGGGUUUUUAUAAAAAGUAUAGUUAGCCUAUUUUUUGGUUACCACUUGUUUUGCGGUUGGAACGCCCAAACUAGCGUUUUGUGGGAGAAAGUAAAAUGGUGUUUUAUUGGUAUAUAGAUUUUCUGUUUAAAUUAGAGGAUUUUGGUUUGGAUCAUUUUUUGAUCGAGCAAUGUAUUGGUUGCACUUGAUGAUCAUUGAGGUCUGUCCCUCGUUCAAUUUUUUUUUUCUUUGGGUUUAUUAAUUUGGUGUUUGUAUAUAAGAUUGGUGGUUAAGAACGGUACACAUUAA